CCUGACGUCAGUUCGGUGCUGCUCACCCCCCCUUCUCUCUCUCUCUCUCUCUCUUUUUUGGGGACGAAGGUUUUCGGUUCCAAUCAGGCUCCUGCUAUUUCAGCUGGAACUGGGGGAAUCAAUGGCUUCUCUCGGCAACUUUCCGGCGCGCCUCUGAGAAAAAGCUUCUGCUGAGCUUUGGCAGAAGAAUAAUUCUUUUUUUUAAAAAAUUAUUUAAAGAGAGGAAGAGGAGCAGGGGAAGAAAAGAGAGAAGGGAGUGAGGGACGCCAAGAAGCUUGGAAGAAAGAGGGAAAAAAGAACUUUUUUGGAGGGUGGCUUUCUGCUCUCGUACAACAUGCAGAACACCCGGGCUUUGAUCUUCAUGUUAACCUUCCAGAUCUGCUCUUUGGAGACCGAGACGCCUACAGCUGGCUGUACUUUUGAAGAAGACGGGGACUUAAACCAGUGUGAGUAUAGCCAAGGUGUUGAGGAUGACUUUGAUUGGCAGCUGACCCGGAGCUACCUCAUGCCCCACCUGACAUCUGAUCUUCCUCAUGGGUCCUACCUGAUGGUCAACUCCUCUCAACAUGCUCAGGGUCAGAAAGCUCACAUCCUCUUCCAGACGCUCAGUGAGAAUGACACCCACUGCCUCCAGUUCAGCUACUUCAUGUACAGCCGGGACGGCCACAGCCCAGGGACCCUGAAUGUCUAUGUGAAGGUGAAUGGAGGUCCACUGGGCAGUGUGGUGUGGAAUGUCUCUGGCUCCCAUGGGCGGCAGUGGCACCAAGUGGAACUAUCUGUCAGCAUGUUUUGGCCCAAUGAGUACCAGGUCCUGUUUGAGGCAGUGGUCUCCAGUGAACACAGAGGAUACCUAGGAUUGGAUGACAUCCUGCUCUUGAACUAUCCCUGCUCUAAAGCACCUCAUUUUUCCCGCCUGGGUGACGUGGAAGUGAAUGCCGGUCAGAAUGCCACCUUCCAGUGUGUUGCUUCCGGCAAGGCUUCUGAAGCAGAGAGGUUCCUUAUGCAGAGGCAGAAUGGAGCAAUUGUCCCGGCAGCUUCUGUGAAACACAUCAGCCACCGGAGAUUCCUGGCUUCCUUUCAACUGGAUGAAGUUUCCAACGGAGACCAGGACUUUUACCGUUGCGUUACCCAGUCUGGCAGGGGCUCUGGUGUCUCCAACUUUGCAGAACUGAUUGUGAAAGAGCCCCCUACGCCCAUUGCACCCCCACAGCUGCUGAGAGCAGGCUCGACGUACCUGAUCAUCCAGCUCAACACCAAUUCCAUCAUCGGAGAUGGCCCCAUUGUAAGGAAAGAAAUUGAGUACCGAAUGACCUCUGGGCCAUGGUCGGAGGUUCAUGCUGUGAACAUGCAGACCUACAAGUUGUGGCACUUGGAUCCAGAUACGGAAUAUGAGAUCAGUGUCCUGCUUACCCGGCCAGGGGAUGGAGGGACUGGCAAACCUGGGCCUCCCCUCAUCAGCAGGACAAAGUGUGCAGAACCCAUGAGGGCUCCCAAGGGCCUCGCGUUUGCUGAGAUCCAGUCCAGGCAGCUGACCCUUCAGUGGGAACCUCUGGGCUACAACCUGACACGAUGCCACACUUAUACCGUCACGCUCUGCUAUCGCUAUGCCGUGGGCACUGGCCACAACCAGACGUUCCGGGAGUGCGUGAAGAUGGAGCACAACGCCAACCGCUACACCAUCAAGAACCUCCUCCCCUACAAAAACAUCCACGUCAAGCUUAUCCUCUCCAACCCCGAGGGGCGGAAAGAAGGAAAAGAGAUGAUAUUUCAGACAGAUGAAGAUGUCCCCGGAGGCAUUGCUUCGGAGUCCCUCACAUUCACCCCCUUGGAGGACAUGAUUUUUCUGAAAUGGGAGGAACCAGUGGAGCCCAAUGGCCUCAUCACGCAGUACGAGAUCAGCUACCAGAGCAUUGAAUCCUCUGACCCAGCAGUCAAUGUCCCUGGCCCACGACGUACCGUCUCCAAGCUCCGAAAUGAAACUUACCAUGUUUUCUCCAACCUGCAUCCUGGGACAACCUACCUCUUCUCAGUGCGGGCACGGACCGGCAAGGGAUUUGGCCAAACGGCUCUGACCGAGAUCACCACUAACAUCUCAGCUCCUAGCUUCGAUUAUGGGGACAUGCCCUCCCCUCUGGGAGAGUCGGAGAGCACCAUCACCAUUCUGCUGAGGCCGGCGCAGGGCAGAGGUGCCCCUAUCAGCACAUACCAAGUCGUUGUGGAAGAAGACAGGCCUAGGAAGGUCAAGCGGGAGGUGGGGGGCCAGGAAUGCUUUCCGGUGCCCCUAACCUUUGACGACGCCAUGUCCCGUGGCUCAGUUCACUACUUUGGAGCCGAGCUGCCCCCCAGCAGCCUCACAGAAGCCAAGCCCUUCACGGUAGGGGACAACCAAACCUACAGCGGCUACUGGAAUCCACCGCUGGAGCCCAAGAAGGCCUAUCUCAUCUACUUCCAGGCCAUGAGCCAUCUCAAAGGGGAAAUGAGGCUGAAUUGCAUCCGAAUAGCCCGGAAAGCUGCCUGCAAAGAGAGCAAGCGUCCCCUGGAAGUGUCCCAGCACUCGGAGGAAAUGGGCCUCAUCCUGGGCAUUUGCGCCGGAGGACUGGUGGUGCUGAUCAUCCUCCUGGGGGCCAUCAUUGUCGUCAUACGGAAAGGGAGGAACUACUAUUCCUAUUCCUAUUACCCGAAACCAGUGAACAUGGCCAAAGCGACGAUCAACUACCGCAAUGAGAAGACACACAUGAUGAGUGCAAUUGAUCGAAGCUUUACGGACCAAAGUACCCUGCAGGAAGAUGAGAGGCUGGGCCUGUCCUUCAUGGACACACACAACUACAGUAAUAGAGGUGACCAGCGCAGCAGUGUUGUCAAUGAGUCCAGCAGCUUGUUAGGCGGUUCCCCUCGACGGCAGUGUGGGCGCAAGGGCUCCCCUUAUCACACCGGGCAGCUCCAUCCUGCCGUCCGAGUGGCUGAUCUUCUCCAGCACAUCAACCAGAUGAAGACUGCAGAAGGCUAUGGCUUCAAACAAGAGUAUGAGAGUUUCUUUGAAGGCUGGGAUGCUUCAAAGAAGAAAGACAAGACCAAAGGGAGACAGGAUCACAUGCCAACCUAUGAUCGGCAUCGAGUUAAGCUCCAUCCACUUCUUGGGGACCCCAACUCAGACUAUAUCAACGCCAACUACAUUGAUGGUUACCACAGAUCCAACCACUUCAUAGCCACUCAAGGUCCCAAACAGGAGAUGAUCUAUGAUUUCUGGCGGAUGGUGUGGCAGGAGCACUGUUCUAGCAUAGUGAUGAUAACCAAGCUGGUUGAAGUGGGAAGGGUAAGAGACUCAUUGUGUUCUCCUCUCUCCACCCUGCAGUUUCCAGAGGGGUGUGCUUUAUUGGCCCUGACCCCUCACCCCACCCUUAGACACACAGAUGAUGGUCUUAUUUUGCUAUUGCAGGUCAAGUGCUCCAAAUACUGGCCAGAUGACUCAGAGAUGUAUGGCGACAUCAAAAUUACCCAGGUGAAGUCGGAGACAUUGGCGGAAUAUGUCGUGAGGACGUUCACUCUGGAGAGGAGGGGCUACUCAGCGAGGCAUGAAGUAAAGCAGUUCCACUUCACAUCAUGGCCAGAACAUGGGGUGCCUUACCAUGCAACCGGGCUCCUGGCAUUCAUCCGCAGAGUGAAGGCCUCCACGCCUCCCGAUGCAGGACCCAUCGUUAUUCAUUGCAGUGCCGGCACAGGGAGGACAGGCUGUUACAUCGUCUUGGACGUGAUGCUGGAUAUGGCUGAGUGUGAGGGUGUUGUAGACAUUUACAACUGUGUGAAGACACUAUGCUCACGGAGAAUCAACAUGAUCCAGACCGAGGAGCAAUAUGUCUUCAUCCACGAUGCCAUCUUGGAAGCCUGCCUGUGUGGAGAGACCAGUAUCCCUGUCAGUGAAUUCAGGCCCACAUACAAAGAGAUGGUCAGGAUAGAUCCUCAGAGCAACUCGUCACAGCUGCGGGAGGAGUUCCAGACUCUGAAUUCUGUAACACCCCACCUGGAUGUGGAGGAGUGCAGCAUCGCCCUUCUGCCGCGCAACCGGGAGAAGAAUCGCAGUAUGGACGUGCUGCCUCCAGACCGGUGCCUCCCCUUCUUGAUCUCCAUGGACGGAGACAGCAACAACUACAUCAACGCGGCCUUAACAGAUAGCUACACAAAGAGUGCUGCCUUCAUUGUGACCUUGCACCCACUACAGAACACAACCACAGACUUCUGGAGGCUGGUGUAUGACUAUGGCUGCACCUCCAUCAUCAUGCUGAACCAGCUCAAUCAGUCCAACUCUGCCUGGCCUUGUUUACAAUAUUGGCCUGAGCCAGGACUCCAGCAGUAUGGACCAAUGGAAGUGGAAUACGUUUCUAGGUCAGCUGAUGAGGAUGUUAUCGCUCGUCUUUUCCGGGUUCAGAAUGUAACACGGUUACAGGAAGGGCACCUGAUGGUUAGACACUUCCAGUACCUGCGGUGGUCGGCCUACCGAGACACCCCGGAUUCAAAGAAGUCCUUCCUGCAUUUAUUAGCCCAAGUGGAUAAGUGGCAGGGGGAGAGCGGCGAUGGAAGGACAAUCGUCCAUUGUUUAAACGGGGGAGGCCGGAGUGGCACUUUCUGUGCCUGCACCAUGAUCUUGGAGAUGAUCAAGUGUCACAAGCUGGUGGAUGUUUUCUUCGCUGCAAAGACCCUCCGCAACUACAAGCCAAAUAUGGUCGAGACUUUUGAACAGUACCACUUCUGCUAUGACAUAGCCCUGGAAUACCUGGAGUCACUGGAGACCAGAUAGCACCUUGCCAGAAGCGCCACAGGCAAGUGUUUGUUUUGGGUUUGUGCCAAACAUGCAUUUUGCAUCCAGACUUUUGAGUAAGAGCAAGAAGGAGGAGGAGAGAAGAGAAUACAAGGAAAAGAAUGAAAACUAAAAAGGCAAGAUACGGGGCCAUGUUGUCCAUCCCCUACCUUCAUCUUUCCUCCUAAGCUUCUGCUCCCACUUCUCCAGCUGCUGGCAGAGCAGAGCCUACACAAACUCAUCCCAUCUACAAAACGAUUGUGUAUGUGCCAGCCUGGAGUUUGGCACCUGUGUGUUGUUUGUGCAUGUAUGGACACCGGUGUGCUGGAAGAGCAUCAGGCUUAAUCUCCUUGUGACUGCACCAAUCACAGCCUAAAAAGGGAUCCAUGCCACCGAGACUGGGAGGAGAGCUGAAGUCCAGCAUCUUUCACAACGACCACAGGAGAUUUGAAGAAACAGUGGUGUUCUGAAAGCUUAUAAGAAGCUCUUUGAAGGUGACCAUGCAAAAUCUUGGCAACCACCCUUCUGUGGGAAAGUGUGUGCCAUCUUGGACUGACAGUGGAAAUUGGGACGUGUACAGUUUUUCGCUCUUUGUUUAUAACCCUACGUUUAUUGUUUCCAGACUAAUGCCUGCCUCCAAAGAGUGUUUCUGAAUUUAUCCCUGGUCUAACCUUACCUGUAGGAAAACACAGUGAAUGAAUUCUGGGGAUUAUCUAAGAGAAAGAAAGCACACAGGCUACUUGCUCCAAGACUAAGGUAGCCAGACCAGAUUUUGUAACAACCACCAUGUCUUUGUGCCUGGAUACUCCACUCCAAACAGUAGAAGCUUUAGAAGGGGCUUCCCUUUUAGAGCAUCAAUCCUCCAGCCCUUUCAAGGCAUUUUCAAGAGGGCUACCCCAACACUGAAUCACCCCAGAUAUCACACCAUUCUUCAGAAUGUCAGCCACUAGAACUAACUCUGUCUCUAUCUCAGACACAUACAUACAGUGGUUUCGGACAUCGCCAGCAAGUGAUUCGGCAGAAAAGUCUAUCCUCCAAAUGGGUUUGACCAUAUUUCUGAGGACUGGCUGACAAGUGGGGACAAACGGGGAUGAGACAGAUGCCAAUGGCAAUACAGAUCCUUUUUUUUUUUAAGGGUCAGGCGUGAGCUUCAGGUUGUGGGCUGGCUGUGGCUUUGAGAUGGAAGGAGGUCACUUGUAAAUUAUUUCAGCACAUAGGACUAAUGUGGUUCAAAUUCAUUUUACCUGGAAAGGUAAGCCUGCUCUCCCGGCACACAGGGACAGACACUUCCACAUUUAUUUUCUGUAGCUUGGUUCAGUGAAUCAGAACUUUAAAAGCAUAAGUUGUGGUGGUUACCAGCAGAAGAA
Messenger RNA from Podarcis raffonei (Aeolian wall lizard), 6159 nucleotides. It is a transcript of the gene PTPRU, whose product is annotated as protein tyrosine phosphatase receptor type U. The record is from RefSeq and is a predicted model, not a curated record. Gene Ontology annotation, biological process: protein dephosphorylation. The coding region runs from base 335 to 4792 and encodes 1485 amino acids. Gene Ontology annotation, molecular function: protein binding; protein tyrosine phosphatase activity. The transcript is spliced from 30 exons. Lineage: Eukaryota; Metazoa; Chordata; Lepidosauria; Squamata; Lacertidae. Gene Ontology annotation, cellular component: membrane.